This is a messenger RNA of Symbiodinium pilosum, 522 nucleotides long. The record is from the annotation of a GenBank genome assembly. NCBI's taxonomy places the organism in Eukaryota, Dinophyceae, Suessiales, Symbiodiniaceae.
AUGUCAAGGCCAAAACCCAACAUAUUGGUGACUGGCACACCUGGCGUUGGAAAGACAACUUUUUGUGAGGCUUUGGCAGGUUCAGCUCAGCUGGAGCACCUGGAGGUGAGCAAAAUGGUUCGUGAGAGGAGGUUGUACAAAGAGUGGGAUGACGAAUUGGAUUGCAGCAUCUUUGACGAAGAAAUGGUCUACGAUGCCUUGGAGCCUUUGUUGGAGGCCGGAGGCUGCCUGGUGGACUUCCACUCGUCUGCUUUUUUAGACGAGGGCCUGUUGGACCUCGUAGUUGUGCUGCGUGCGGAAACUAGCACCUUGUACGACCGCCUGGAGAGAAGACACUAUCCUGAAAGCAAAGUGAAGCAGAAUGUAGAGGCAGAGAUCUUCCAAACAUGCCUGGAUGAAGCGCGUGAGGCCUUCGAGGAAACUGACAUGACCAUCUUGGAGCUGCCCAAUGACAACGAGGAGCACAUGCAGGAGGCCUUGGAGCGGGUGCAGGAGUUUGUUCGCAGCUACCAGCCUGGGUAA